Messenger RNA from Petromyzon marinus (sea lamprey), 4051 nucleotides. RefSeq lists its product as uncharacterized. Lineage: Eukaryota; Metazoa; Chordata; Hyperoartia; Petromyzontiformes; Petromyzontidae. Gene Ontology annotation, biological process: visual perception. Gene Ontology annotation, molecular function: heparin binding; hyaluronic acid binding. The record is from RefSeq and is a predicted model, not a curated record.
GCUGGGACACGGGGACAGAGAGACGCUGGGACACGGGGACAGAGAGACACUGGGACACGGAGACAGAGAGACGCCCUCGCUCAUCCCGUCCGGCGAGCCACUCGCCAACCUCCUGCCCACCGAGGAGCAAGUGGAGGAGGUGAAGACGAAGGAGGAGCAGGGGAGGGGGCGUCACGUGGUGCCGUUCAGCGUGAGGUUCAGCAACCUCGACUUCUCGGAGGAGGAGCUGCGCGACGAGCGGUCGGCGGCGCACCACACCCUGCGUCUACAGAUGCAAAAGGGGUUCCAGAAAGUGCCGGGAUUCAAGGAGCUGAGAGUGACGGGCUUCAGGAAGAGGAAACGACCCACGGGGUCUCGGGGCAGCUCGGUGGUGGUCCGCUAUGAGGCGGAGUUUGAGGAUGGAGUGGCGGAGAGUGAUUGGACAGAACGAGGAGGAGGGCUGCUGCAGGGAAACUUGGUCACCUCAGCCACAGGUGCCGGAGAGGCGAACCCCAGACGGGAGUCGAACCGGGACUGGAGGAAGGUAGUGGCCGCGGCACUGAGUGACCGCACGCUGACGGGAGCGGAUGCCAGCCAAGACCUCCAGGCGGCUGCGCUGCUAAAGCUGAGCGAAGCGAUCGCAGAGGGCAGCGGCCUUGAGCCCGGCGAAUAUUCGGUGGUGGGUUUCUCGGACGGCGUGGAAAAAGAUGAUGGCGGCGGCGGCGGUGGCGGUGGGGCGAUGACCGCGACUGAAGCAUCUCCCGUCCAGACAACUCCGCAGCACGAUCAGCAGGAGCAUCAACAGGAGGAUGUUGAGCAAGAACAGUCAGCGAUGGAAGACUCUGUCCAGACGACCGGGACAGCCGCGGAGACACAGACGGACGUGGAGGAGGUGGAGAAUGAGGAGGAGGAGGCCAGCGCCGAGAUUGAAACGGGAGAGGAAUCCGCCGCAGACGACGACGUUGUGGUGUUGGAGGCGCACCUGAUGCCCUCAUCGCUCGAGGAGGAGACGGCGAACGGCAGACCCGGCGCUUCUUACCACCACCGCGAUGAGCACCAAGACCACCAGCACGACGACCACCUCCACUUCCUCCACGAAGUUCCGCUCGACGGAGACGCCCUCGCCGGAUCAACGGAGGGAGGUCACGACCCCGAGACUGUGAUGGCGGAGGCGGUGGUCGACGAAGCAGCAGCGGCAGAGGAGGAGGAGGAGGCGGAGGAGAUUCUGGGCGGAGAGUCGAGCGGAGAUGAGGUGGCGAUGUCAGUGGGAGGAGGAGGAGGAGGUGGUGGCGACGACCCCGGAUAUCACCUGGGAACAUCGGCAGAAGUUGAGGCGGACGUCGUAGUGGUGGUCGUGGCGGAUGAGGGCGCGGCCGGAACCCCGGGUGGACCCGGCGAGGGUGGUGGAGCCACGGAGUUGGCGGGAGAUGAGAGCGGAGGCGAUGGUGGAGAUGGUCGCGGCGAGGGUGGCGGUGAUGAGGGUGGCGAGGGUAGCGGUGGCGACGGUGGCCAGGGCGGCGAGGCCGAGGAGGGUACCCAGGGUGGCGAGGGUGGUGACAAUGGAGAGCGUGGAGACGGUGAAGGCGUUGGCAAGGGUGGCCAAGGUGGCGAGGUUGGCACGGCGGAGGAAGCGGGCGACGAGGGCGUCGAGAGCUUGGAUGAGGCCCAGGCAGUGCAGUGGGACGACCGCUGGGCCGGGCCUCUGAUGACCUCGCCGGCGGUGGCCGUGUCAGGGUCGCGGGACCUCAUCGUCUUCUUCAGCCUCCGCGUCACCAACAUGGCCUUCUCGGAGGACCUCUUUAACAAGAGCUCCUCCGAGUACCGAGCCCUCGAGCAGAACUUCCUCGAGCUGCUUGUCCCGUACCUGCAGUCGAACCUCUCGGGCUUCCAGAACAUGGAGAUCAUGAACUUCCGCAACGGCAGCGUGGUGGUCAACAGCCGCAUGAAGUUCGCCCACCACGUGCCCAACAACGUGACGCGCGCCGUUCAUGUCAUCCUGGAGCGCUUCUGCAAUGCCGCCUACCAGCACAUGAACAUGGAGAUCGACCGGCAGUCACUGGACGUCGAAUCCGGCGACCAGGCGGACCCGUGCAAAUUCGAGGCGUGCAACGACUUCUCGGACUGCCUGCCGAACCGCUGGUCGGGCGAGGCGGAGUGCGUCUGCCGCCCGGGCUACGCCAGCGUGGGCGGCCUGCCCUGCCAGAGCCUCUGCGACCUCGACCCCUCCUACUGCCUGCACGACGGCAAGUGUGACGUCGUCGACGGGCAGGGCGCCAUCUGCAGGUGCCGUGUGGGAGAGAAUUGGUGGUACCGUGGCGAACGCUGCCAGGAGUUUGUGUCCGAGCCGCUGGUGGUGGGCAUCUCCCUCGCGUCCGUCGCCGGCUUCCUGCUCGUCUGCUCGGCCAUCGUGUUCGUGGUGGCGCGCGCACUCAGGGGCUCACGGAGAGACAAGGGGGAGGAGAGAGGUGGAGGAGGUGGCAGCUCGUCAUUCAGCUCGGGUGAUUGCGGCGGGAGCCUUUCGACGUCGCCGGAGGACGCGGUGAAGUACAACCCGGCGUACGAGAGCGACGCUCCCACCACGACGCGCUACCAGCAACGGCGCUCGCCGCCUUCAGCCCCCUCCCUACUGGCGAGCGUCAACGACGUGGGCAGCUCCAGCAGCGAACCCUCGCACAUUUACCAGCACGCUGAGCUCACACGGGAGGAGAUUGAGGAGAGGAUGAGGAUCGUGGAUCUGUACGCCCUGGACAAACACCGGACGACUCAGCUCAAGAAGCAGAUCAAAUGGCAGCAGCAGCAGCAGCAAAGCAGCAGCAGCAGCAGCGGCGGAGCCAAAGGAGGAACUUCUGGGCAUGACGGAUGAGGGCAGACGGGGAGAGCCAAACGGGAGAAUGGCCUCGACCAAGGCCACUGUGCAGCCUGCUGAAGAUUCGAGCUGCACAUUCAUGGCACACACACACAUACACGCAUCGCACACUGGUGUAUACGCCACACACACAGGCGCACACACACUCACUCACGCAUUCGCUACACAGACACGUACGGUUCAUUCUCCUAUAACGCUCGUGUGUUCGCAACGCGAAUUGGAUAUAUAUGUGUAACGCGAUCGAGCUGAACGGAACUGCGUCGCGCGCCAGUAGGAUAUAAGCGGUGUAUCAUCAUAAUCUGAGACAUUGGGAUGCAGUUGGAUACCUCUAGUCCAUCCUACCCGCACACACGGGGCCUCUCAGUCGUUGUUUUAGCCUUUGCUACACAUCAUCUCACACGUUAUCGCUGACCGUGCUUUACUAUACGCUAUUUAUUAGCCAUCGUAACGCGAUCUGGCAGAACGGAGCUACGUUUUACGUGCCAGUAGGAAUAAGCGGUGGGUCUGUAACGGCUGCUUGCCUCCGCGUAGUGGCAGCUGCAUCAGCCAAGGCUGGGGAUGCAGCUGGAUACCUCUAGCAGAUGCCACACACACACUCACUCACGUUCGGUCUUUGUCUCGUGCGUUAACGCGAACUGUGCUUUGCCCCCUAAUAAUUAUAUGACGUUAUUUAUUUUAACGAAUUUAAUACGUGUAACGCGAUUGAGUGGAAAUGGAACGAUGUUGCGAGCGAGUAGGAAUAUGCGGUGGUUGUAACGGCCGUUGCCGCGGUGGAGGAUCCUCAUCAUCAUCAUCAUCUCACAACAGGGCAUUGGGAUGCUGCUGGAUGCUUCUAGAUGAUGCUACCCACCAGGAAACCCUUAAUUCUAUGAAACGUUAGUUACCUCACCUGGUAUAAAGGAGGUUGUGGGUUCGAUCAGGACCCUGAUGCCUGUGUGCAUCUCCCUCUCUCUCCCCGUGGUCUCGAGGAUUUCUACCCCUGGUCCUCCGGUUUUUCCGCCCCAAAUUUUGAAUAAACAUCAUCACGUGUUCAGACUAUUUUGUCGGUGAUGAUGAUGACGACGAUGACGACGAUGAUGAUGACGAUGAUGAUAAGCCCACUUGGUUGAGCUAUCCUUUGCGAAUUUGCCACGUCGCUUCUGAUAAAAAGCUGCACACCUCAGUAGUGGACCUCGCCUGGUAACAAUAAAAAGAGUUUAGCUUGUA